Molecule: messenger RNA, 541 nt
Organism: Clunio marinus
Lineage: Eukaryota; Metazoa; Arthropoda; Insecta; Diptera; Chironomidae
Source: the annotation of a GenBank genome assembly
UACCAAACGCAAUUUAGUUACAGACGAAAACAGACCGAAAAUGAAAUUUACUGUGCAAAUAGUUUGUGCAAUUGCACUUGUGAUGAUUAUGGUUGGAGGUGUUAUUGGACAAAGACCAUCAUGCUGGGAGCAUAUCAGAGAUGAUCCCGACAACAUUGAUGAAGUUUACUUCCCCCAUGAAAGCAACUGUCAGUAUUAUUACCAAUGCUCAAUGCAUGGUUUAGUUCGAAUGAAGUGUCAGACAGGAAUGCAUUUCGACCGUGAAAACAAUCAAUGCGGUCGACCGGAUGAAGUUGAAUGUUGAGAUCUUAAGUGAUCGCAUUAAAAUUAUUAACAAUUCAACCGAAGAGAUCAUUUACAUAAAUAUUCAUAUCUAAAAAAUCUCAAUUUGUUAGAGUUGCCAUUUUAUUUUUCAUUUUUUUUCUUAAUAUUCCUAAUUCAUGGUGUUUCAAAUUCUUUUUAAUAUCUUCUACCAUGCCAUGACAUCAUCUAAUAAAAUUAUAAUAAUAAAAAACUAAAAACAUAGUUUAAACUUGUUAUU